Molecule: messenger RNA, 384 nt
Organism: Pelobates cultripes (western spadefoot toad)
Lineage: Eukaryota; Metazoa; Chordata; Amphibia; Anura; Pelobatidae
Source: the annotation of a GenBank genome assembly
AUGCCUGAAGUAUCUUCUCAAGAAGCUUCAUAUGUGAAAGCGCAAGAAUUGGAGAAGAUCAUUUUAUCUUCAAGCGGUGAAAGUGAUGUAGAUGAAGGAGAUGUCAGCAGAAGCCUGCAUCAGCAAGACUCUGAUGAUGAUGAUGAUGAAGAAGAAGAGGAGACUGUUCGACUGUCAGUUUAUUCUGAUGUUGCUGCUUGGCCAGUUCCAGUUCCAGAUGUUUUAAGAGUGGACCUUAUUAAGAGGGGAAGUGAACCUUUCCAAAAUAGAGAUGGGCCAUUCAGUCUUGUUGAAAGGCAAGGAGAGAAAUCAAAAGGGAAGAAUCGACAGCUGACCACUGCAUGGUUCUAUAAGGCUCUGUCUAAUGGCGAAAAAAAUUCUUAG